AUAUAUAGACAGCUAAGCUAUUAGCUCCCUCCAACCCUUUAAUUACCACCCGAUCUCACCAACAAGCGGGGCAGCUCGAUCUUGAUAUAUAUAUAUGGUCAGGCUCGCCGUGGACGCAGGCUUCGCCGCCGCCGGCGGCUCCAUGCCCGACGUGAGCAGGAGUGUUGUCGGCAUAGCUCUGGUCUUCGUGGCGGCCGUAGCGAUCGUGGCGUUCGUCGUGUUUAACUGCGCCGAUGGCAAGGGCAGCUCCGGUGGACGGAAGCGGCCCAGCUAUGGAGGAGGUGGCGGGUGUGGAGGCGGUGGAGGUGGCUGUGGCGGCGGCGGCGGGUGUGGCGGCGGCGGAGGUGGCUGUGGCGGCGGCGGAGGUGGCUGUUAAUAAAGGAACAGAGCAUGGAGGAGAGGGCGUGUUGUGGAAACGAUAUUUCCUAUGGAAUUUCAUGCCCUCUGAUCUACACACCAGUUUGAUUUUGCUUUGCAGUGUUUUUCAUUUACAUCAGUCGUGGAAUAAGAAUAAUAAACACAUUGGUAGUUUUGCUUAUGUGUCACUAUAUGUAAACAUCCUCUUACAUGUUUAUGUAUUAUAUUAGCAAAAACUACCUAUACUUUCUUAUGGGUAAAAUGUACUUUAUUAUACAUAUACUACUCCCUUCGUUUCGGUUA
This is a messenger RNA of Oryza sativa Japonica Group (Japanese rice), 660 nucleotides long. Lineage: Eukaryota; Viridiplantae; Streptophyta; Magnoliopsida; Poales; Poaceae. The record is from RefSeq and is a predicted model, not a curated record.